This is a messenger RNA of Sciurus carolinensis (gray squirrel), 2957 nucleotides long. RefSeq names its product cyclin dependent kinase 15 (gene Cdk15). Gene Ontology annotation, cellular component: cytoplasm; nucleus; cytosol. Gene Ontology annotation, biological process: protein phosphorylation. The transcript is spliced from 14 exons. Gene Ontology annotation, molecular function: cyclin binding; ATP binding; cyclin-dependent protein serine/threonine kinase activity. NCBI's taxonomy places the organism in Eukaryota, Metazoa, Chordata, Mammalia, Rodentia, Sciuridae. The record is from RefSeq and is a predicted model, not a curated record. The coding region runs from base 1 to 1308 and encodes 435 amino acids.
AUGGGUCAAGAGCUGUGUGCUAAGAGUCUACAGCCUGGGUGCAGCUGCUAUCACCGCUCCGAGGGAGGCGAGGCACACAGCUGUCGGAGGAGUCAGCCUGUGACCAUGGAGGCUGCAUUCCAGCUAACAGACCUAAAAGAAGCAUCAAGCUCCAUGACUUCAUUUCACCCCAGGGGAGUGCAGGCUGCUGGUGCCCGGAAGUUUGAGAGUAAAAGGCCACGGAGUAAUAGCGAUUCUUUUCAGGAAGAGGAUCUGAGGCAGGGUUUUCAGUGGAGGAAGAGCCUCCCUUUUGGGGCAGCCUCGUCUUACUUGAACUUGGAGAAGCUGGGUGAAGGUUCUUAUGCUACAGUUUACAAGGGGAUUAGCAGGAUAAAUGGACAACUAGUGGCUUUAAAAGUCAUCAGCAUGAAUGCAGAGGAAGGAGUUCCAUUCACAGCUAUCCGGGAAGCUUCUCUCCUGAAGGGCUUGAAACAUGCCAAUGUUGUGCUUCUGCAUGACAUAGUUCACACCAAAGAGACCCUGACAUUCGUUUUUGAAUACAUGCACACAGACCUGGCCCAGUACAUGUCCCAGCAUCCAGGAGGGCUUCAUCCUCAUAACGUCAGGCUUUUCAUGUUUCAACUUUUGCGGGGCCUGGCGUAUAUCCACCACCAACACGUUCUUCACAGGGACCUGAAACCUCAGAACUUGCUCAUCAGUCACCUGGGAGAGCUCAAACUGGCUGAUUUCGGUCUUGCUCGGGCCAAGUCCAUUCCCAGCCAGACAUACUCUUCGGAAGUCGUGACCCUCUGGUACCGGCCUCCUGAUGCUUUGCUGGGAGCCACUGAGUAUUCCUCUGAGCUGGACAUAUGGGGUGCAGGCUGCAUCUUUAUUGAAAUGUUCCAGGGUCAACCUUUGUUUCCUGGGGUUUCCAACAUCCUUGAACAGCUGGAGAAGAUCUGGGAGGUGUUGGGAGUCCCUACAGAGGACACUUGGCCUGGAGUCUCCAAGCUACCUAACUACAAUCCAGAAUGGUUCCCGCUUUCUAAGCCUCAGAGUCUUCAGAUUGUCUGGAACAGGCUGGGCAGGGUUCCUGAAGCCGAAGACUUGGCCUCCCAAAUGUUGAAGGGCUUUCCUAGAGACCGUGUCUCCGCCCAGGAAGCACUGGGCCAUGAUUAUUUCAGCGCCCUACCCUCCCAGCUGUACCAGCUUCCUGAUGAGGAGUCUUUGUUUACAGUUUCAGGAGUGAGGCUAAAACCAGAAAUGUGUGACCUUUUGGCCUCCUACCGGAAGGGUCACCACCCAGCCUGGUUUAGCAAAUGCUGGUGAAAAGAAGGGGUGAGGUCACCAAGAUUCUUCCAGGGCUGCUUUCAUGCCGCUUCAGUUUUCAUUUGCUUCAGCGUACUAAGAAGCUUCAAGUCUAAUUCCAUACUGGACACCUGGAAUAUUUUAAAUAUGAUGUUCAAGGCAAGAGUACCUAACACUUGAAGAAAAAGCCAUGGAAGAUUGUUAUUAUCAUUGCCUAGAAUUUAACGGUGAUUAGCUCAAACAUGGGACUGAAACUAAGAUCAUCUGUAAGGAGAACUUCUCAACAAUUUCAUCCAUUUUGAAAGACAUUUCUGGGCCAGAAAGUCAACUUCUCAAUAGAACAGAUGGGAAACAGACAAUUGAAAGAAUUUGUAGACAGAGCUAGUGCUUAUAGGGGCCCAUCACUCUUGUAUUCACUUACAAUGUCCCCCAACAAAAGGACUUCUGUAACAAGGAAAGGAUUAGUCUAAAGUUAAGGAAAAGUCUCCAGGGAAGAUGGUCUCUUGGAUAAAAUUGUCAACUAAAGGACUUACUUAAGACUGGCUGUUAUGCCUUCCUGGGGGUGGGGGGCUUCUUCCUUCCUCUCCUGCUUUAUCAGAACACAUUACCAUUCCAUCCCGCCCAGAUUUCAAGUUUGGAUUGAGCCACUGGUUAGAAUUGAAUUUCAAACUGUCUCCUUCUUCUGAAUCCUAAUUGUCUGUGGUGAUUGCAACAGUGAUGAAGAACCUAAGCUCCCAUUUGAUGGUAGAGAUACUGAAUAGUCAGGAGCAGAGUCCUUGGAUGUAAUUCAAGCCCAGACACACGUGUGCGCGCACACACAGCCCGCAAGUUAAAGGAGAUCUGUCUGGACAAAGGCCUGUACCAUUUGCUGCAAUGACUUCUAAAAGAAGCCAGGAUAACUCAAAUUACUUCUGUCUAGGGAUCAUUUGGGGAAAUUUGGUAGCCUAGAAACCAGAGACCUCUAUGUACCCUUUAGAAGAACAAAGAGGAUCAAUUAAUAGAGAAUUUAAAAAAUAAUAACUAUCCACCCAAAAUCUCAGAUGGAAGAAAGACACAUACAGAUAGUCCCAAGAAAACUGCCUUUAUGAUUAUUAAUCAGGCAAUAUAAACAAAGCUGCCCAGAUGAACGUAAAAGAUGAAAUAGAAUGGUGUGGGCUGGAUCAUGGGGCAGAUGUCUAUGCUCAAAAACAAUGGUUGUUCAACUUAGAGGAAGGCUGAUGGUGGUGUGGUACAGAGUUCAGACUUGAGUCUUAUUCUGAUCAAAUAUUUUUUACUAACUGUCAAAUAAAAUCUGAGAAAGUGGACAGCUUAUUCAUACAACUCACUGAAGUACUAUUGUUUUGCAUUUAUUAGUUCCAUUUUACAGAAGAAGAAACUGAGGCUCAACAAAGUUAAUCACUCCCCCCUGGGAGUACUCCAGAGUUCAGAUGCAAACUUCAGGUCUGGCUGUCUUCAGUAUCUGUGAUCUUUCCAGGAACCACAAAAUUACUAGAUUUAUAGAAUAUACAACUCUUGAAGAAGCUGCUGAUAUUUAGAAUUGGAUCCUGAUUCAAAGGAUUAAGUCCUAGCUAGAAGCUAAUGAGCAACAAGCUGAAGCUGUACUUAUUCCUAUCAAAUUUUAUCUGAUUUAAAUUCUUACACAUUGGGCUUAAAAUGUCUACAACUUAAAA